GUCUAUGUUUGCCGGCGGCUGCGAACUGGCGAAGAGCUGGCGGUCAAGGUCAUCAACCUCGCCAAGCUCAUGCUCAUGGGUGACUAUGAAAGCGUUUGGGCUCAGGGAGAGGCACUCAGCUGGAUUCUAGACUCCAGCAUCGGCUUCUGGCUGCCCUGCCCGCGCCCACACGCGAUGGCGUUCGCGGAACAGGCGACGCAAGACGACAACACAAUUCUCUAUGUUGUGGUGGGCGUCUACAUCGCGCUUCUUAUUGGUAUUGCAAAGCUGGCCAACUCGAGAAGGCAGAAGUCGUCCGAGGUACUGGGCAAGGUCAAGGCGCAUUUCAGCGGCUCUUAUGGCUCCUUUGUGCUGAUGCUCACAACAUUCUCUACCGUGUACUCGGGCUUCACUGUUACAGGAAUCCCAGAUGAGGCCUUUGCGAAGGGCUUCGUGUCGCUUAGAUGGGCUUUUGGGGCUGGGGCUUUCCCUGAAAGGCUCCGAAGACUCGCAAUGGACCGCAAUUACACCAGCCCUUUCGAUUUCAUCUCCGACCGCUUUGGCACCAAGCGCUUGAGAGUUCUUUGCGCAGUGUGUGGUGUCAUCCCAAUGGUUUUGUACAUCACAGCUCAGAUGAUUUCCUUUGCUGCAAUGGUGGAGGGGAUGACUAUGCAAGCAGUUCCCAAAUGGGCCAGCAUGGUGAUUUUUGCUGUGAUGAUCUUUGCUUUGGAGAUGCUGGGCGGAAUGAAUAGCGUUGUCUUCACGGACGUUGUGCAGUGCAUUGUCAUGAUUGGGUCCUUCCUGGUAGUUCCAUUCCUGCUUGGGGCAGAGUGGGGCUUUUUGCCAGAGAUGGCGCCUGCCGAUUGCCCGUACUUGGUGGACGUAUCGGCAAAGGCGCCAAACCGGUAUGACGCACCGGCCUCUUGUGCUGGUUCCGACUGCGUUGCAGCUGGCUGCAUACAAGCGGUAAAGCCGGAGUUCUAUGACUUUCCGAAGCGAUCCACUCUAUGUGACAUACUCUUCUUUUUGAUAAACAUGCUUGCUGCACCAGUGCAACCACACAUGCUCCAGCGAGCUUACAUAGCACGGAGCGAUUUUGAUCUACGCAUCGUGAUUGGCGCCAUGCUCUUGGCUCCAUUCAUUGCCCAGCCCCCUGGGAUCGUGAUUGGUUUGACCAAGGCCGCCAAUGACCCGGCUUGGCCAGCCGUUGAUCAAGACGCUACGGCUUUCUCAGGGCUCACUGCACAGCUGAAGCUUGUGGGCCCAUUCCAGUAUUUCUUGGUCUCAGUGAUGACCUGCUCUGCCCUUGCAGCCAUUAUGUCCACGGCGGACUCUGCCCUCAUGGGGGUCUCAAGUGUGGUGUCUAUUGACAUAUUGCAGGGAACCCUCUUUCCUUCCAUGUCCACUGACAGCGUCGUACGAGCUGGCUUCAUGAGCUCACUGUGCACCUGCACCGUUGCCUUCUUCAUGGGCACGUUUCUGAGCAGCGAUCAAAUGGGCGCCAUCAUUGUGUUCCAGAACGGGAUGCUGUUGCAGCUACUGCCCGCAUUCGGACUCGGACUUUAUUCGCAUAUCUCUGAGCGGUCACUGAGUGCAGGAAUCAUUGUUGGACUGGUGUCCUUGAUUUUACUCGUUAUCUUUGGAAACCCUGUCGAUGACUACGUGCCUGACAUCAAUGUUUCAGCUUUCCUGAACUUUCUUACCGUGGGCCUCGUGCACGUGUUGUUGCCCGGCUCCAAUAAGCAACUUCUGAACAUCUCUGGAAUUCGGGAGGUUAUGGCAACGUCCAGAGAGCCCAGCCACUUCUUGAUAUUGCUCAUGUUCGGAACAGCUUUGCUGUCCGCACCGUGGUAUCGAAGACCGGGCGAGCAAGAUCCUAUGUUCUUUGGUGUUCCGCGAUGGGGCUGCGUCCAGAUUGCUGCCUAUGUCGUGAUCUUUUUAAUUGGCGCUGUUGCAGUAGCCAGGUGGAGACCGCCUGCAGAAGCCAAGGACGAGAGACAGAGGCCUGCAGAGAAAAUUGAUGGUGUUGCAGAGCCUCGCUUUGAAGGUAAAGAUGAACCGGGAGGUGCAGAUCCUACAAGGAUCGUCAACCUGCAUGAUGUACACAGGACGAAGCAAUGGGUCUUCCUGGUUAUGGAACUGGUCAGAGGUGGCGAGCUUUUUGACGCGAUCGUGAGUAGCAAGACACUCAACGAAGUUGAGGCUAGGUACAUCUUCCGCCAACUUUUGGAGGGAGUUGGAUACAUGCACUCCAAGAACGUCAUCCAUCGAGACUUGAAGCCAGAGAAUAUCCUCAUUGGCUCUUGCAGGGAGUUGCCGCCGCCACUGACAGGGACAUUGCGCGAAGUGAAGAUAGCUGAUUUCGGCCUUUCGAAGAUCAUCAAUGAGGGCUCGUCCUUCGCGAAGACCUUCGUGGGCACACCCCAAUACUGGGCGCCUGAGGUCCUGAAUGUGCAGAGAGGGGGCGGCGUCUACACCCAAGCAGCUGACUUUUGGAGUCUCGGAGCUGUACUCUUCGUGAUGCUGGGCGGCCGCUAUCCCUUUGAUGGCAAAGCAAUGCCAUUGGAGGAGCAGAUCCGAACCGCCAGUUACAGCAUGACUUCCGCGGCCUGGCAGCGCGUGUCCGGGGAAGCAAAGGACAUGGUCCGGGGACUCCUGAAGGUGAACCCCAACGACCGUCUCAAGUUGGAGGACUGCAUAGUUCAUCCUUGGAUGGCUGGAGGCCGUUGGAAAGAGGCGAAACACGCAUUUUGA
Molecule: messenger RNA, 2733 nt
Organism: Symbiodinium pilosum
Lineage: Eukaryota; Dinophyceae; Suessiales; Symbiodiniaceae
Source: the annotation of a GenBank genome assembly